Messenger RNA from Zea mays, 594 nucleotides. RefSeq names its product phospholipase A I. The transcript has 3 exons. The record is from RefSeq and is a predicted model, not a curated record. NCBI's taxonomy places the organism in Eukaryota, Viridiplantae, Streptophyta, Magnoliopsida, Poales, Poaceae. The coding region runs from base 1 to 594 and encodes 197 amino acids.
AUGCCGCCACCACCAGGAGCCCGCGCCGCCACCGCGUCGUCACUGCAACCGGUCCGUGCCGCCGCCGCACCGCCGCAAGCGGGCCAUGCCACCGCCCCGACUCACCGUCGCACCACACCCGUAAGUCCUGAAGCUCCAGCUUUUAUGCCCCAUUUUGGUCGGGUCUUCCUUGGGUUACGAUUUGGAGGCGGGAGUUACGAGUUGGUAAUGGAAGAUAACCAAGAAAUCGGCGCAUAUAUGUUUAGGAGGACAGUGCCUGCUGUUCACAUGGCACCUGAAGAUGUUCGAUGGAUGGUUGGAGCAUGGAGGGAGAGAAUCAUUGUAUGCAGCGGUAAGUAUGGCCUCGCUCAUGGCCUGGUGAAGGCAUUCAUGGAUUGUGGCGCCAAAGCAGUCAUCUCAUCGUCCAUCGAGCCUCCGGAUUCCCAGACAAUAGUCUACCAUGGGAUGGAUGUCAAUGGAAGCCUAGAGAAUGGGAAGUUUGUCAUCGGGGAUGAAGAAGCCGAUGAAUCAGAGCCUGAACCUGUUAGCCCUGUAAGUGACUGGGAGGACAACGACGUGGAGAAAGGUGGCAACCAUGACAUGGAUGAUGAGUAG